This is a messenger RNA of Branchiostoma belcheri (Belcher's lancelet), 1053 nucleotides long. Its product is annotated as alpha-crystallin B chain-like. Gene Ontology annotation, biological process: protein refolding; response to heat. Lineage: Eukaryota; Metazoa; Chordata; Leptocardii; Amphioxiformes; Branchiostomatidae. The transcript is spliced from 2 exons. Bases 183 to 824 code for a protein of 213 amino acids. The record is from RefSeq and is a predicted model, not a curated record. Gene Ontology annotation, molecular function: protein folding chaperone.
GUGCGGCUUUGCUCGGAACUCCGAGAACGUUCAAAAUGGGGGUGGGGUCAGGGGGUAUAAAACCCGAUAUGGUCGGCCGCUGUCUGCUCACACCCGGGUAAGAUUUCAUCCCUGUCGCCUAGGCUAGUGCACUGAGCUCCAUCUUUGUUGUGAGGACUCGGAGGUGGUUUUUGUCUUCGAAAAUGGCAGGAAAAGACGAAAGAACGAUCCCCCUGUCCUUCUCGUCCUUCGGGGGAUUUUCUGAGGAGUGGAGGCGGAGGAUGUCGGAGCAUCAUCGCGCCAUGUUAGAGCGGCUGGAGCGCCCGUUCGGCGGUUUCCCAAUGUCAGACGACUAUGAGAGAAUGUUCGCUAGCCCGGCUAUCCCCUGGUGGCCGGGAUACGGCCAGCCGCCGCCCGGGCUCGCCAUCUGCCCCCCGGGACCCACCAGCCCCACCCCCGGGAUGCACAUCCAGCCGUUCUCCUUCCCGGGGGUGCCGCCCAGUCCGGACUCCCGUCUGGAGGUGGACGAUAAGAAGUUCAAGGUUAUGGUGGACGUGAACCAGUUCUCUCCCGAGGAAGUCAAGGUGAAGACCGUAGGGAACUACGUGGUGGUGCACGCCAGGCACGAGGAGAAACAGGACGAGCACGGAUUCAUCCAGCGGGAGUUCACCAGGAAAUACCUGCUGCCGGAGGGAGUGGACCCCGAGAAGGUGACGUCGUCCCUGGCCACAGACGGAGUGUUGACGGUGGAGGCGCCCACACAGAAGGCCCUGGAGCCGGCCGGCCCGGAGAGAACCGUCCCCAUCCAGAAACAAGACAAGCCAGCCGUGGAGGGGAAGAAGUAAACCAUGUACUAGUAACUUGAGUCACCAUUAUCACUUGUCUGUUUAGGCUUAAAACUUUUGUUCCAGCACAACACUUGACACUGUAAGGAUUUCGGACACUGAACAAGACUAUUUCUUGAGAGGGUGAAGGAAGCUAUAUACACAAGGGCCCAUCACCCUUCAUUGAACCGUGACGGGGGCUGACAUCGUCUACCAGAUACCUUUGACCCAGUGUUGACGUCACACUUCA